AUGCAGCCGUCGACGUGCUACACACUUCAUGACGCCUACGAUCAGCAAGCUGCCUCGACGCCAGACGCCAUCGCGGUUGUCGGCUGGGGUCGGUGCCGUUUCCAGCUGACCUAUGGCGAGGUUUCGGCGAAGUCGAAAGCACUGGCUUCCACACUGUCCAAGAUUCGACAUAGAGAGGAGAGUGGUGGUGCUGCCUCGGUGAACUCGACGGUAGUCGCCAUCCACCACUCACGGGAG
Molecule: messenger RNA, 237 nt
Organism: Symbiodinium necroappetens
Lineage: Eukaryota; Dinophyceae; Suessiales; Symbiodiniaceae
Source: the annotation of a GenBank genome assembly